AACUGACGGAUCUGAACAUGUGAGCUCAUCUCUGCUUUCUGAAUCUGUGUGUUAGUUAGCUGCGAGGUGAUGGCACAGACAGCUAGUUAGUGGCUACUAUCCAGCUACGUUUCUUAGACUAUCUUUGCUCUGCUCUGUCUGUGCGGCUCGUAGAACCAGGGAGAACCGCCGCUGACCGUUGAAACACCGCCCUGCUGCUGCUAACUGAGCUAACGUCGGCUAACGAAAGCAGCUGCAGACUGUAAGAAUAAAAAUGGCCUCUGUUUCUAUUCCUGCCUGCACCAGUGCACUGCUGCUGGAUAUUGAAGGCACCACCACACCGAUCACAUUUGUAAAGGACAUCUUAUUUCCGUACAUCAGGGAGCAUCUUGAGGAUUACCUGUCUUCUCACUGGGAAGAAGACGAGUGCAAACAAGAUGUUCAUCUCCUAAAGAAACAGAUUGAAGAGGACAUGAAACAGAACCGGGCGUGUCCCGUCCACGCCGUGGACCAGACGGUUCACACGGACGAGGAGAAGGCCAUCCGGGAGGUGGUGGAAAACGUGCUGUGGCAGAUGGCGGCGGACAGGAAGUCCACAGCACUUAAACAGCUCCAGGGUCACAUGUGGAGGUCAGCGUAUUCUUCAGGGAGAAUCAAAGGCGAGGUCUAUCAGGACGUGAUUCCAUCCAUCAAAACCUGGAGGGAACAGGGCCUCAAAGUCUACAUUUACUCCUCCGGAAGCGUCGAGGCACAGAAACUUCUGUUUGGUUAUUCUGUUGAAGGAGACGUUUUAGAUUUAUUUGACGGUCACUUUGACACCGGUGUGGGGGCUAAAGUAGACUGCAAAAGCUAUGAGAGAAUUGCAGAGAGAAUUGGCUGCCAACCCGAAGAAAUCACAUUCUUGACAGACGUCACCCGAGAGGCUAAAGCAGCAGAGGAAGCCGGGGUGAACGUGGUGGUGGUGGUCAGGCCUGGAAACAUGGAGCUGACGGAUGAGGAGAGGGCCCACUAUAACCUCAUAACCUCCUUUAGCCAACUUCAGCUGAUGGGACGAGCUUAACAGAGAGCGAGGAGGGAGGCAGGGACCACUUCUCUCUGACUUCACUUCACAUUGACCUUCUCCUUCUCCUCUUUGCCCCCCACCUUUUUGCAACUCUGGUGUUUUUGUUUGUUCCACGUUGACAGUAGAGGAGGCGGCGCUGCUGGGCCUGCAGUUACCCAGCAGCAGGGCUCAUAAUGAAGAGUCCGGCUCUUUCGAGACGCCUACAGACGUAGGGAGCGUAACAGGAACUUAAAUGGAACAUCGCUGUCAUCAGACCAUUUGAAUGACUGGGAGGUGCUGAAAAUCAACUACGAGCUUGAAGGAAUCUGCACAUGACCUGUGAUACCUUUUUACCUUUUAGAUGAAACGUAUUUGACUGCCACUUUCCAACUCUUUGUGUGUGUGCGAGUUGUGUUUGUCACCAUUUCGUAACCGUUUCCUCCCUCUACACUUACAGAUGUGCUGCAGCUGUAUGACGUUAUAUCCAGUGAUGAGCUGUCCUGUUUUAGAGAGUAGAACCACAGUGUAGAUGCACUCAGCAGUGGUGCUGUUCAAACGUCAUUUGAAUGUCUUAAUUAACCCCCUCGCAGGUGAAUGGUGUCUAUUUAACUGUGCCAUCCUUAUUGUUCAUCUGUAAUAUGGGUAAAAAAUUAAAAAAAAUCAUUGCCAAACUGGUGAUUUAUGUGUGAAACAUUCAGGAAACGUACUUCCAAUAAAUGCCUUGUCUCACACAGCA
This is a messenger RNA of Acanthochromis polyacanthus (spiny chromis), 1757 nucleotides long. RefSeq names its product enolase-phosphatase 1 (gene enoph1). Lineage: Eukaryota; Metazoa; Chordata; Actinopteri; Pomacentridae. Gene Ontology annotation, molecular function: acireductone synthase activity; magnesium ion binding. Bases 254 to 1039 code for a protein of 261 amino acids. The record is from RefSeq and is a predicted model, not a curated record. The transcript has 6 exons.